Molecule: messenger RNA, 1058 nt
Organism: Musa acuminata AAA Group (dessert banana)
Lineage: Eukaryota; Viridiplantae; Streptophyta; Magnoliopsida; Zingiberales; Musaceae
Product: ATP synthase subunit alpha, chloroplastic-like
Exons: 1
Coding region: 552-1058 (168 amino acids)
Biological process (GO): proton motive force-driven ATP synthesis; proton transmembrane transport
Molecular function (GO): proton-transporting ATP synthase activity, rotational mechanism; ATP binding; ADP binding
Source: RefSeq, a predicted model, not a curated record
AGAUUCAUGUUUGGUUUGGGAAGAGAUCAUGGAAGUUUUGAAAUUAAUGAUAAGAUAAUCUACUUUCAUUAAAUGAUUUAUUAGAUAAUCGAAAACAGAGGAUUUUGAAUACUAUUCGAAAUUCGGAAGAAUUACGUAAAGGGGCCAUUGAGCAGCUCGAAAGAGCCCGGGCUCGCUUACGUAAAGUGGAAAUGGAAGCAUAUGAGUAUCGAAUGAAUGGAUACUCUGAAAUAGAAUGAGAAAAACAAAAUUUGAUUAAUGCCACUAGUAAUAGUUUGGAACAAUUAGAAAAUUACAAAAAUGAAACCCUUCAGUUUGAACAACAAAGAGCGAUUAAUUAGGUCCGACAACGAGUUUUCCAACAAGCCUUACAAGGAGCUCUAGGAACUCUGAAUAGUUGCUUGAAUAGCGAGUUACAUUUCCGUACGAUCCGUGCUAAUAUUGGCAUUCUCAGGGCCAUGCAAGAAAUAACUGAUUAGCCCUUCUUUUUUUAGUUAUAGUUUAGGCAUUAUUUUUUUCUUUUCCUUCCUAAAAAGAAUAAAGAAACACUAAUGGUAACCCUUCGAGCCGACGAAAUUAGUAAUAUUAAUCGUGAGCGUAUUGAACAAUAUAGUAGAGAAAUAAAGAUUGUGAAUACCGGUACCAUACUUCAAGUAGGCAACGGAAUUGCUCGUGUUCAUGGUCUUGAUGAAGUAAUGGCAGGUGAAUUAGUAGAGUUUCAAGAGGGUACAAUAGGCAUUGCUCUGAAUUUGGAAUCAAAUAAUGUUGGCGUUGUAUUAAUGGGUGAUGGUUUGAUGAUACAAGAGGGAAGUUCCGUAAAAGCAACAGGACGAAUUGCUCAGAUACCUGUGAGUGAGGGUUAUUUGGGUCGUGUUAUAAAUGCUCUGGCUAAACCUAUUGAUGGGAGAGGUGAAAUUUCAGCUUCUGAAUCUCGGUUAAUUGAAUCUCCUGCCCCAUGUAUUAUUUCUAGACGUUAUGUAUAUGAGCCUCUUCAAACGGGGCUUAUUGCCAUUGAUUUGAUGAUCCCUAGGACGCGGUCAACAAGAAUUAAUUAUUAG